AUGGCAGAAGAGUUCGUGGAGCUCGGGUUCGAGAGCCUUGAUAGAUUCGCAGAUCGAUACUGGGACCGAACUUAUGAUCAUCUACCAAACAUACCAAGGCCAGGAAGAAACAAGUACCGCCAGCAGCAGAGACAGCUACCGUCCGGGCAAGCACCACAGCACCCUGACAAGGGCUACGAGUCAUCAAGCCCCAUCUCGGACGACGUAUACGGCUACAAGUCUGACCCUGAAAUGUACGGGCCAGACGGACAGGACGGGUAUGCAAGGGACCAGCGGUACCGCGAGGCCGAGCAAAUGGACUACAUGCACACAGCGCCAGGGCCGGGAUUCAGAGUGCCUCGCCGUCAGCCUGAAUACGACAAUGGGCGGAACACGCAACUAGAAUCAUAUGGGCAAGUCGAAGAACAAAGCUAUUAUGGCCGACCAGCCCCACACCGAAGACGGUCUUCGUGGUCUCCGCCGCGCUCUCGGGCGCGAGGAGGGUCAGAAUCACGACAGGUACGCUCAAGGUCGCGGUCGCAGUCGCGAUCACGGUCUCAAUUGGCACAGGAUGAUGCGAGGAAUCGGCUCAUUGCAACCAUUGGAGGGGCAUUGGUAGGUGGGCUUGCGGGCAACCAGGUGGGCAAAGGCAAGAAGUACGAUACUGCCGCAACGCUUGCCGGAGCCAUUAUCGGAGGGGUUGGCGCCCGGGAAGCAGCCGAUCACUGGGACAAGACGCGACAGAAGAAGAAGCAACCAAAGGGAGAGGGGUGGGAGGGUGAGUAUGGAAACGGACACGGUCGCAGAAACGAACGAUGUCAGGAGGGGGGCAGGUGGGACGAGGACAGGCGAUACUAG
This is a messenger RNA of Bipolaris zeicola 26-R-13, 837 nucleotides long. RefSeq lists its product as uncharacterized. The coding region runs from base 1 to 837 and encodes 278 amino acids. Gene Ontology annotation, cellular component: outer membrane. The record is from RefSeq and is a predicted model, not a curated record. The transcript has 3 exons. Lineage: Eukaryota; Fungi; Ascomycota; Dothideomycetes; Pleosporales; Pleosporaceae.